This is a messenger RNA of Oncorhynchus kisutch (coho salmon), 2194 nucleotides long. Its product is annotated as homeobox protein orthopedia B. NCBI's taxonomy places the organism in Eukaryota, Metazoa, Chordata, Actinopteri, Salmoniformes, Salmonidae. Bases 108 to 1133 code for a protein of 341 amino acids. Gene Ontology annotation, molecular function: DNA-binding transcription factor activity, RNA polymerase II-specific; DNA binding. The transcript has 3 exons. The record is from RefSeq and is a predicted model, not a curated record. Gene Ontology annotation, biological process: neuron differentiation; regulation of DNA-templated transcription.
AACCACAAACCGAAUUUGCUUUCAUUUAGGCUAUAUAUAUUUUUUAAAUAGGUUAAAGUCAUAGAGAUUUUUUUUGGGAAUAGCAUUUCGCCCUGGAGCGGUGCGCAAUGCUAUCGCACGCCGACCUCCUGGAUGCUCGCCUCGGUGAGUUAUCAUCGCCAAACUCCGGUCUUCAACUCUACUGGAUGAAGGAUGCCGCGGCGGAGCUACUGGGUCACAGGGAGGCUCUAAAGUGCAGACUAGGCGGUGGAGUGGGAUCUGACCCCGGCCACUCCGGCGAGCUAGCCCCGGGGCCAGACACCGUGGAGGGGGCUACCAUGCUCCCUGGAGACGAUAUCAACAACGGAGGAUCCAACCCUUCCGGCAUGCAGGUCAACAGUAAAGAGCAACAGGACAAGCAACAGCAGAAUAACUCCAGCCAAUCCGGAGGAAGUCAGAGUCAGAAACAGAAGCGCCACCGGACCCGGUUCACCCCGGCCCAACUUAACGAACUGGAGCGCAGCUUCGCCAAAACGCACUACCCAGACAUCUUCAUGAGGGAGGAACUGGCACUACGGAUCGGCCUAACGGAAUCUCGCGUGCAGGUAACGGAAUCUCGCGUGCAGGUUUGGUUCCAGAACCGACGUGCCAAGUGGAAGAAGCGCAAGAAGACCACCAACGUUUUUCGCAACCCGGGGACGCUGCUGCCCACCCACCACGGCCUGCACAGCCAGUUCAACUCUGCCGCUGCCGCCGCCGCGGCCAUGGGCGACAGCCUAUGCUCCUUCCACGCCAACGACACACGAUGGGCUACGGCAGGGAUGCCAGGCGUCUCUCAGCUGCAGCUCCCUCCAGCCCUGGGUCGCCAGCACCAGCAUGCCAUGGCGCAGUCCCUGUCCCAGUGUAGCCUGUCCGGUCCGCCGCCCAACUCCAUGGGGCUAUCCAACAUGUCGUCGAACGGAUCCGGGCUCCAGUCUCACCUCUACCAGAACCCGUUCCCUGGGAUGGUCCCGGCCUCCUUGUCCGGUCCCACCAACGUGACGGGCUCGCCCCAGCUGUGUAGCUCCCCAGAAAAUGACGUCUGGAGAGGGACGAGCAUCGCCUCCCUGCGGCGCAAAGCGCUGGAGCACACAGUAUCCAUGAGUUUCACUUAGUAGCAACCACGAAUCCAACGGCCUCGUUUUACGCGUUUUUGUUUUUACUUCGUCUUCUUCUAUGAUUUUUUUGUUUUGUUGUUGAACCCAUCCAGCCAAAUACAGCUGGACAAGGAUGUGAACGUCUCCAAGAAAAAAAAGCUACAGGAAAACAACAGCCCUAUUCCCCAGUUUUGUUGCCAAACUAAUACCGAAACCAAACCAUUUGAUGGUGGAUAAAUGGCUAAAUGUUUAUCUUAUUCAUUUAUGAUGUGCAUGUAUUGAUGACAACUUUAUUUAUUUUACAUUUAUAAAUGCCAUAUUUAUUUAUUUACUUAUCAACGUAUUUAUUUAUUUAUACUUUUUUUUAAAAUAUAUAUAUAACACCUCGUUUUCGUUUCAUUCCUUUCUAACAAAAUAGUAGACCACUGAUAUUUGCCACUGGAGUUUCUAACAGUUUCCACAGGCCGAUGGUCGAGGGUAUAAAAACUGUACAAAAAAAAAAAUGAAGAAAGCUCAUUUUUAUUUUCAUCUGCUGCGCAGCAUGCGACCGACCAUGAUGGGCCACGGGCAUGCGACCGACCAUGAUGGGCCACGGGCAUGCGCCCGACCAUGAUGGGCCACGGGCAUGCGCCCGACCAUGAUGGGCCACGGGCAUGCGCCGUGCACGUGCAGAUAUCACACUCGGAAGUUUUCUUUUUUUUGUGUGUAAAGCGUCAAAAGAUGAAUAAAACGGAAAAGAGGGAGACACGUGACCAUCUCAAAGGAAUCACGCAACAUGGAAACGAACUUGACUGCAUGUGCUGGCCAAGGCAAAUGUACGGAAACACCAUAAAUAAGACAAGAAAAUCGACUUGAAUAUAAUCUGUUAUAUAGGAUGUUUUGUGUAGAGGAAGCAUUCUUGACUUGUUCCCAUUUGGUCAGUUUGUGAUAUGUUCUAAUCUAAAUUAUUGUAUGUGCUUAUUAUCAAAUCUGAAUUUCUUAAAUGUUUGAUCUUAUACUGAACAAACCAUUUCGUUUCAUGGACAUGUUUAUAUCAAUUGACUGUAAAUGAACAAAUAAAAAUCAUUUUCAAUAUGUCA